AUGGUGGAUGCUGGAUCUGUGUACAGUGUUAGUAGAGUGGUGGUCACCAACAGAAACGACUGUUGUGUAGAACGAAUAAAUGGAGCGGAGAUUCGCAUUGGGAACUCUUUGAAGAACAAUGGCAACAACAAUCCCAUAUGUGCUGUUAUUCCUGCUAUUCCAGGAGGCUCUUACGGCUACUCAUGCGCUGGGAUGGAGGGACGUUACGUGAAUCUGAUCAUUCCUGGAGACAUGAAGAUACUCACUCUGUGUGAGGUGGAGGUUUUUGGAAAAGGUAUAUCUGUAGCCAUCGAUU
Molecule: messenger RNA, 295 nt
Organism: Sinocyclocheilus grahami
Lineage: Eukaryota; Metazoa; Chordata; Actinopteri; Cypriniformes; Cyprinidae
Product: fucolectin-1-like
Exons: 2
Source: RefSeq, a predicted model, not a curated record